AUGGGUGCUGUUUGUUGUUGUUUGCAUUUUGAGGACUACGAGGAUUAUGUGAAUCCUAACAGUUCUGUGUAUAGAAACUGCAUGUGUCUCAGCUGCUUUCUGCAGUAUUUUCUACAUGUGUAUGGCCAACUUUUUCGGAGAGGGGAAGUGCAUUCUGUUUCAUCAUCUAUUCAGGGGGCAGCAUCUCUAAAUUCUCCUACAUCCCUAGACAGCUCUCUAGCUGACAUGUACCGAUCUCCUCCAAGGCCCUUGCCAUAUGAUGCUGAUCCAAGAUAUUUCAGGUUGCAGCGUGAUGGUCUGGUUUCAAGGCGUGAGAAGGGUUCAAGUCACUCACAUGAGGAGGCAGAACCAUUGAGAAGCGAUAAUGAUGACGAUACAGAAUUCUACAGUACAGGAGACAAGUGGAAUGCAUCUACGUGUGAGGAAGGUUCUAAAGAACAGCGUCCCAGGUCCUCGCUUAAACUCUCAUCUGCAAAAGCUUCCUCUGGAAUCGGAUAUAUUUAUUCAUCUUCUGAAGACGAGGAAGUCUGUCCUACAUGUCUUGAAGAGUAUGCUCCGGAGAAUCCUAAGAUUAUGACCAAGUGCUCUCACCAUUUCCACCUUGGUUGCAUUUAUGAAUGGAUGGAGAGAAGUGAUAGUUGUCCUGUUUGUGGAAAGGUGAUGGCAUUCGAUGAAACGACAUGA
Linum trigynum is the source of this 684-nucleotide messenger RNA. The record is from the annotation of a GenBank genome assembly. NCBI's taxonomy places the organism in Eukaryota, Viridiplantae, Streptophyta, Magnoliopsida, Malpighiales, Linaceae.